GGUAAUUUUACAUGGCCAUCUGGUAACAUUGCCGGUGCGACUUGAAAAAAGGUCGAUCUUACGGAAAAUAAAACCGUCCCGAUCACCUGGACGGACUCGCUUUAAUUAAAAACAAAUCAAAAUGUUGCGAUCGAUAUUUGUACGAAACCAAGUUUUAAACGAAGCUCUGAAGAAAUCUAUUCGGUCAAAUCUUACAAGAUGUAUGAGCACAGAACUGUCCAAGAAGAAACUUUCGAACAGAGUAUUAAAUGGUCAGAAUAGAAGAAUUCUAGCUACUCCACAAUGGGGUAUCCAGAUAAGAUAUUAUGCCGACCUGCCAACUCACUCAAAGGUGGCCUUGCCUGCACUGUCUCCUACUAUGGAGAGUGGUUCCAUCAUCAACUGGCAGAAAAAGGAGGGUGACAAACUAAGUGAAGGUGAUCUUCUCUGCGAGAUUGAAACUGACAAGGCUACCAUGGGUUUUGAGACUCCCGAGGAAGGUUACCUGGCUAAGAUCAUAAUCCCAGCCGGUACCAAGGGUGUCCCAGUUGGCAAACUGCUCUGCAUCAUUGUAGGAAAUCAGGCUGAUGUAGCUGCUUUCAAAGAUUUCAAGGAUGACUCACCACCCGGCAGGCCAGUCCUCAAGACGAAAGCAGAAGGUGCUGCCCCCGCCGCUGCACCGGCGGCUGCGGCUCCCCCCGCCCCCGCGGCCGCUCCCGCCCCCGCCCCCGCCGCGCCGCCCGCCCCCGCCGCCGCCCCCGCGCCAGCCGCCGCCGCCCCCGCCGGCGACAGGGUGUACGCCAGCCCCAUGGCCAGGAGACUCGCCGAAAUCAGGAAUAUUAGAUUAGGAGGCCAAGGCACGGGACUGUACGGUUCACUGAAGAGUGGGGACUUGGCAGCCGGAGGUGGAGCGGCGCCUGCGCCCGCCGCGAUCCCGACGCCGGCGCCGGGAGCCACCUUCGUGGACAUCCCUCUGUCCGGCAUGAGGUCCACCAUCGCCACGAGACUGUCUGCCGCCAAGCAAACCAUCCCGCACUACCAACUGACGGCCACCUGCAAUGUGGAGAAGACCAUGGCCAUGAGGAAGCUCGUCAACGAGAAGCUUGCCGCUGAGAAAGCUGAUGUUAAGAUUUCAAUGAAUGACUUCAUCGUGAAAGCAGUCGCGGCGGCAUGCAAGCGAGUUCCUACAGUCAACUCACACUGGAUGGAAUCUUUCAUUAGACAGUUCAGUAACGUAGACGUAAGCGUAGCAGUAGCGACGCCGUCCGGCCUGAUCACGCCGAUCCUGUUCAACUGUGACUCCCGCGGCAUCCUCGAACUCUCCAAGAACAUGAAGGAGCUGGCAGUCAAGGCCAGGGAGGGCAAGCUGCAGCCUCAAGAGUACCAGGGCGGUACCGUCACUGUGUCUAACCUUGGAAUGUAUGGCAUCACAAUGUUCAACGCGAUCAUCAACCCCCCGCAGUCGCUCAUCCUCGCGUGCGGAGGACUCCAGGAGGUUGUCAUUCCUGACAAGAAUGCUGAAAAUGGUUUCCGAGUGGCCAAGUUCGUGACGUUCACGGCGUCGGCGGACCACAGGGUCAUCGACGGCGCGGUGGGAGCGCAGUGGAUGAAGGCCUUCAAGGAGAACAUCGAGGACCCCGCCAACAUGAUCCUCUGAGCACCGCCCCAAUACUGCAACCAGUUCGAUUAAUGGACAUCUGUACAGAACACCCACAUCAAUUAUUAUUUUGUUCAUAAUUUUUUAAAUGUAAGGAUAACUCUAGUGUAAGUGUAUGGUCGUUUUUAUUUUAAAUUUUUAUCCAAUCUUACGCUUGCAUUGUAUGUAUAGAGUAUUCAAUUAUUUGCUCAUCACAUUGUAAAAUACUUUAUUAUGAGGACAUAUCUAUCAUUCCCGCCAUUUUUAUUCAUAAAUCCCUCGUACUUGUGUACGAGACAACCGCAGGUUUUGCGUGUGUUUGAGAUAUUAUUUUCAAUUUUAAAUUGCCAGGUGAUCCAAUAAUCGAAUUGUAAUGAGUUAACUUGCUGUGAUUUCCUUCGAUUAACGUGUCGAUACUAGUUUUGAUAUAAUUUAAUUAGUUGUUGUCUUUACAAAUUUAUUUAACGGUGCUGUGAUUAUCUGUCUCUUACGUUGGCUUGUACUUAGGCAAUGUAUAGAGGGACAUAUAUAUAGCAAGGAGUACGCGUAUUAAUCGAAGGGAGCGCGGAUUUAACAAAUUUAAGUUAUUAUUUAUUUAGUUUUUUAAGGAAUGGUAAUCGUAUAAUGUUUAUAAUUGGACGCUCCAUCUUAAUUUGAUAUAUUGUUUAUUUAUUUUAUAGAUAAAAACACACUUUAAAGAAUUCGUAUCUGCCUAAUCAGGGAUCAUGAUUGUCAUUCGCAUUUUUGUUUUGAUAUUUAUUUCAUAAAUAAAUUAAGUUUAUUUAGUAGUGAUUGGAGCACAGAUCUAUCAACAUGCCUAUUUAAAGUUUUUGUGCCUUAAUUGAAAUUAUUAUGAGAUAUUAUUUGAACCACAAAUACGAGGUACCAUGAACAUGUAUAGUUGGCGCAAAAGGGAGCUUAAAUGAUCUUUUGUUAAAACCUGUUUAUAUAAUAUUGAUGAUGCAGAUGUUUUUAUGAAAGUUAGUGGAAUAUAUUUUACAUUUAGA
This is a messenger RNA of Helicoverpa zea (corn earworm), 2622 nucleotides long. RefSeq names its product dihydrolipoyllysine-residue acetyltransferase component of pyruvate dehydrogenase complex, mitochondrial (gene muc). The transcript has 10 exons. Gene Ontology annotation, biological process: pyruvate decarboxylation to acetyl-CoA. Lineage: Eukaryota; Metazoa; Arthropoda; Insecta; Lepidoptera; Noctuidae. Gene Ontology annotation, cellular component: pyruvate dehydrogenase complex. Gene Ontology annotation, molecular function: dihydrolipoyllysine-residue acetyltransferase activity. The record is from RefSeq and is a predicted model, not a curated record. Bases 122 to 1636 code for a protein of 504 amino acids.